Messenger RNA from Pseudomyrmex gracilis, 3653 nucleotides. RefSeq names its product ubiquitin carboxyl-terminal hydrolase 8 (gene Usp8). The coding region runs from base 346 to 3360 and encodes 1004 amino acids. Gene Ontology annotation, biological process: protein deubiquitination. Gene Ontology annotation, molecular function: cysteine-type deubiquitinase activity. The record is from RefSeq and is a predicted model, not a curated record. The transcript has 11 exons. Lineage: Eukaryota; Metazoa; Arthropoda; Insecta; Hymenoptera; Formicidae.
UCAAAAAGGGAGUGUAUGUCACUGUAUGUAUGUGUAUGUGUGAUUCAGUACAACUUUUGUUUAAAUAGUAAAUGAUAAUAAAUUUAUGUGACAGAAAGGAUUUCUCAGUGAUAUGAUAGUGCUAAAUGAUGAUAAACACAGGACAAAAUAGUUGUUCUAAUUUAUUUGACGUCUUCGUCCUCCACGAAUCAACAUAAGCAAUUAAUGAGCACUUGUCCGUGUAGCUCUAGACUAAAUAGAUUAAGCGAUUAACCUCUGCACCUCUUUUUAACACACGACAGAUAUUGGACUAUUUACAUUCCUCACAUAUUGUUCUCAACAUUGUUCUUUGAAGUAGCGGACAAAAUGUCUCUGAAAGCAAACAAAAUGUCUAAUACAGCCAAUUUGAAAUAUACUUGUAUCGCUGACCUUGUAAAAAGGGCUAAAGUUAAUAUGACGGGAAAAGAGCCACGCAGUGUAAAUUCAAGGCUUCCCACUAUGCGACAGAAAUCUGAUGAUUUAAGAAAAGAAGGAGAUGAUGAGAAUGCUUACAUUAUGUUGCAGAGAUGGUUAGAAACAGUUGAGUGGAUAAGAAAAACUACAGACUAUAAAAAUAGCAAAUCAGUGUAUUCUACGAAUAUAAAUACUGACCAGAUAAAUGAAGUGAAAAACAUACUUGCAGACUUGAAGCAAAAGUUAGAGAUACGCUAUGAGCGUAAUUCCAAGAAACACAAUAUUUCUGGAGAGAAAAUGGAGAUAGAUGGACAGGUGGAUAAAACAGAGACAUAUAUACCAAAUGUUGACAUUACAUUAACAUUGCCAGAAACACCAACUGAUGAUCCUUUAUAUGGUGACAGUGAUAAAUUUAUAUCCUGCGAUCAAUUGUAUCAUUUGUUACAAAAAUCACGAUACUUGGUCAUUGAUAUCAGGCCAAAAGCUCAUUAUGACAGUUCCAAGAUAAAAUCUGACAAGUGCAUUAACAUUCCACAAUCUGAGAUUAGAAGAGGAAUUCUGGCCUGUAAUUUUUCAAAAUGCUUCGAUAAAGAGAAGGAUUCCUAUGAUUUAUUUGAACGCAGAUCGGCACAGUAUGUAGAUGCUGUAGUUUUAGUAGACUGGAAUACCACACAAGAAUCUCUGAAAUCUGCUACUCACUUAAAUGAUCUGAAAGAUAUUUUAGAAAACUGGGAUCCUGGUAUAAAAUAUAACAAAAUUGCAUUUCUUAAUGGAGGAUAUCAGGAAUGGUUGAUGAGAUAUCCUGCAUUUACAACAAAUCCUAAUUUGAAUGCAAUUGAGCUUAAUAAUGUCGAGAAUGAGAUUUUAGAGACGAUUGAAUAUCCAGAUUUGGAGGAAGAUGAAAAUGACAUUUCAAAGAAAGCGCACAGCAAAGUGAAUAACGUAAUAAUGUCAGAUAUGGAUGGUGAUGUAGAGAUGAAAUAUGGUGACAAGUCGUCAAUAGUGUCUAAACAUGCCAAAUCAAACGGCAACAACGCCAUUUCUUCAGCAAAGUCUAAGAGCUUUGUUGCAAGUCAUGUAACAAUCGACAGUAAACGACGACAAACAAUCUCGCCUCGAGGUAAUAAUACGCAAUUCGAGAAUUCGGAGACAGUUCAUCAGUAUAAAAUAUCGAAUAAUGUGUCUCACAACGAGGUGAGUGCAAAACCAAUAAUCGAUCGCAGUAGCAAACCAGCCGCGUUGAAGACGUAUGAUCCACGAUGUGAAAAAGUAGUGACAUUCAUGAAAGAGCUGAAUGAAUUGGCAAAGUCGAAAGUAAAACUGGCCAAUGAGUUAUUGAAUCAAGAAUACGAGCUAUACUCGCAACGAGAAGACAAGUACAGCGCUAGUGAUGAAAAAUAUCUACGCGGAGAGAUCAAAUCCUUAAAAAUUAAAUUUGACGACAUGCAUAAAAUGUAUCUUAAAGUAGAAAACGAGUUUAACACAUAUAUGAAGGAAGUAGAUACAAUUAAAUUUAACCUUACUGAUGAUAAUGAGAAGAAAACACUCGAAUUGAACCUUAGCGGAUUAAAAAUGAAACUUAAAGAAAUUGAAGGCAAACGGAAAAAGUUACAAGAAAGUUUCUCAGAAAAAGAAUAUAAGGAAAUAACAAUGAAAAAUGAUGGUGACAUUUACAAAGAACCUCUGAAAUCAGAUGGCUUGACUAUUAAUACUGGUUUAGAGCGUUCUUACUCGAGUCCGAAUUUAUUGCAGUUGGGAGAUCGUAAAGCGCCUCAAGUAGAUAGAACAUCUAAGCCUCAUAUAUCGCCUCGCAAUCAAAAUGGAUCUAUUGGGAACGAAAACAACAAAGUAUCCCCUUUUAUUUGGGGUAAUCGGGAAGAACGAAUGACUCCUAUUCAUGGCAAUGUUCAUCCGGGUAUUACUGGCCUGAAGAACUUGGGCAAUUCUUGCUACAUGAAUAGCAUCAUUCAAUGCUUGAGUAAUACAACAAACUUGGCAAAAUACUUCACUGAUAAUUCAUAUGCUGACGAUCUCAAUACAAGUAACAAUAAUAUGACACAAGGUCAGGUUGUGGAAGAAGUAGCUCAAGUGAUUAAAGCAUUAUGGAGAGGCCAAUAUAAAAGCAUAUCUCCUCACGAUCUAAAGGUUGCAGUCGGGCAAUAUAAGUUGCAGUUUGAAAGUUACGAGCAACAAGAUUCUCACGAAUUUCUCACGUUUCUCUUAGACUGGAUGCAUAAUGAUCUUAAAAAGGACGUAAAACCGUCGAUUGAAAUGACUAACGCUGAGAAAGAGUGGGACAAGGCGAUGAAUUCUCAAAGAUCUAUAAUAUCCGACUUAUUUUUUGGACAAUUGAGAUCUACCAUCACGUGUUCGUUUUGCAAACAAGCGAGUACUACAUAUGAGACAUUUAAUAGUUUAACAAUGUCUCUACCUCAGUCUAAUAGAUGUACUCUAAAUGAUUGUAUGGAGAAAUUUGUGACGGGACAAAAAGUGAGCGGAUGGAAAUGUCCGAAAUGCCAAGCACCCCGCGACGCGACAAAAAAGUUUGAUUUCGUCAAACUCGCUCCCAUCGUUGUCAUUCACUUGAAUCGGUUCGCUGAAAGCGGCGGAUGGUUAGAGAAACGAAACACCGCUGUUGAUUUUCCCCUCACAGGAUUUAACUUGAAAUCUUAUCUUGUUGUGGAGAAUACGAAGACAAUUGUAUCCAACAGUAUUCGCAAUUAUAACUACAACUUAUACGCAAUGUCUAAUCACUACGGAACGAUGGACGGUGGCCAUUAUACGGCGUUUUGCAAAAACGCCACUCAAAAUAAAUGGUACAAGUAUGAUGACCAGACUGUCACGGAAGUGUCACCGAGUCAAGUAAAAUCGCAAAACACGAGUGCCUAUUUAUUGUUUUACACAUCGUUUCCAAAUACGAUUAUGUAGUAUGAAGACGCGUUUACUUAAAGGAACAAAUUUAUUCAGGAAUGUCUCGAUACAUCUUCGAUUAAUGUGUAUAUAUAUAACAUAUGUGUAUUCUUUCUGUAGAUAUAUUUUAUAUGGCAAAUCCUAUGCGCGAGAAAGCAAAACGUAUAGGGGCUGUGAUGAAAUUGAAAAGCUUUAUCAUGCUGGUAUUCGUUAAAAGAAUUUGUAAAUAUGUAGGUUGCUGGUAAUUAUAUUUCCAUUAUCAAGUUUAUUGCCUUAAAAAAAAGACGCAAAAUAUAUUAUGUUGGAAAAUA